Messenger RNA from Brienomyrus brachyistius, 1845 nucleotides. It is a transcript of the gene hgd, whose product is annotated as homogentisate 1,2-dioxygenase. The coding region runs from base 148 to 1479 and encodes 443 amino acids. The record is from RefSeq and is a predicted model, not a curated record. Gene Ontology annotation, molecular function: homogentisate 1,2-dioxygenase activity. Gene Ontology annotation, cellular component: cytoplasm. NCBI's taxonomy places the organism in Eukaryota, Metazoa, Chordata, Actinopteri, Osteoglossiformes, Mormyridae. Gene Ontology annotation, biological process: L-phenylalanine catabolic process. The transcript is spliced from 15 exons.
ACCCAUAUUGAGAAAUAGUUGAAAUUGCUGCGCUCCCCCGCCCCGGCGCGACACACGGCUCAGUAUUUGCGCGUGCGAACUUCUGCACCACACCGAUACGGGCUGUACAGAUAAGUUUUGGUGAAAGUGAGAGUCUCAUUAUAGACAAUGGCUGAACUCAAGUACCUGACCGGCUUUGGAAAUGAGUUCUCCUCUGAGGAUCCGCGCUGCCCCGGAGCCCUUCCGGAGGGACAGAACAAUCCGCAGGUGUGCCCGUACAACCUGUACGCCGAGCAGCUGUCCGGCUCCGCCUUCACUUGCCCGCGUUCGGCCAACAAGCGCAGCUGGCUCUACCGCAUCAUUCCCUCCGUGCGGCACAAGCCCUUCAACGUUAUGCAUCAUGGGAGCCUGACCGACAACUGGAAUGAGGUGGAGCCAGAUCCCAACCAGCUGCGGUGGUUGCCAUUCACCAUCCCCAAAGUUGCGGAGAAGAAGGUUGACUUUGUGAUGGGACUGAACACUGUCUGCGGGGCGGGGGAUUCCAGAGCCCGCAACGGUAUCGCCAUCCACGUGUACACCUGCAACACAUCCAUGAUUGACAGAUCCUUUUACAACUCAGAUGGAGAUUUUCUCAUUGUCCCACAGCAGGGAAAGAUAUUGAUCACCACAGAAUUUGGCAAGAUGAUUGUGGAACCCAAUGAGAUCUGUGUGAUCCAGCAAGGGAUGCACUUCAGUGUGGAGGUCUUCGGGGAGAGCCGGGGCUAUGUGCUGGAGGUGUAUGGGGCCCAUUUCGAGCUGCCUGACUUGGGACCCAUUGGUGCCAACGGAUUAGCCAAUCCCAGAGACUUCCUGAUUCCUGUGGCCUGGUAUGAGGAUUGCACAGUUGCCGGGGGAUACACCGUCAUCAGCAAGUAUCAGGGAAAGCUGUUCUCUGCAUUGCAGGACCAUUCCCCCUUCAACGUGGUGGCCUGGCACGGCAACUACACACCCUACAAGUACAACCUGGAGAACUUCAUGGUCAUCAACUGUGUGGCUUUCGACCAUGCGGAUCCCUCCAUCUUCACUGUGCUAACAGCUAAGUCUGUGCGACCCGGAGUUGCCAUUGCCGACUUUGUCAUCUUUCCCCCGCGGUGGGGCGUAGCUGAUCACACCUUUCGACCCCCGUACUACCACAGGAACUGCAUGAGUGAGUUCAUGGGCCUCAUCAAGGGGCAUUAUGAGGCCAAGGAAGGGGGCUUCCUGCCCGGAGGGGGUAGUCUCCACAGCAUAAUGACGCCGCACGGGCCAGACGCCGACUGCUUCGAGAAGAACAGCAAGGUGGCGCUGAAGCCCGAGAAGGUGGCUGAGGGGACUAUGGCCUUCAUGUUCGAGUCCUCCUUCAGCAUGGCUGUCACCCGUUGGGGGAUGGACACCUGUCGGCGCCUUGACAAGGAUUAUUACAGAUGCUGGGAGCCACUGCGGAGUCACUUCGACCCCCACUGGACGCCCAGUAGCCAGUAGGCCAAGGCAGGGCCUGGGGGUGUCCAAGAGCCGCUGCGAGGGAAUGAUGGACCCUGAGCGUAGGAACUGAACCGGAAACACAGCAUUAUAAACCAAAGCGAUUACAGGCAUGUGAACUGGACCAAGGACACAGGGACCAAGGAGGCUCUUAACAUGUUAGACUAAAGCAUGGAGGGACAGGUGCACACGUAUAAUGGGGGUGAAUUACAUGCGUGUGAAAGACACUGACACACGGGGGCCUAAUCACACCUCAUCAGACGGGAAUCAGGAAAAUCACUGUCCCUCUUUAAACAAUCAGUGUCUGUUCCUGGGAAUACAUCAUGCUUUUAACUUAACCUACACUUAAAAUAAAUGAAUAAAACCACA